Molecule: messenger RNA, 369 nt
Organism: Onychomys torridus (southern grasshopper mouse)
Lineage: Eukaryota; Metazoa; Chordata; Mammalia; Rodentia; Cricetidae
Product: protein NDRG3-like
Exons: 5
Coding region: 1-369 (122 amino acids)
Biological process (GO): signal transduction
Cellular component (GO): cytoplasm
Source: RefSeq, a predicted model, not a curated record
AUGAUCUUAUUCAGCCCUCAGGAACUGAUGGACACUGAAAUCUCCAGCAGGGGUACUGUGGAAGAGCUGAGGACCAACCUGGAACUGAUUCAAAGUUACAGACUACGCAUUGCCCAAGAUAUCAAUCAAGGGAACCUAGAGCUUUUCCUGCGUUCUUAUGAUAGACGCAGAAACCUGAAGAUAAAAAGACCCAAACCAGGCCAAAAUGAUAACAGGCUGAAAACAUUAAAGUGUUCUACUUUACUGGUGGUGGGGGACAAUUCACCUGCUGUGGAGGCUGUGGUUGAAUGUAAUUCUCGCCUCAACCCUAGAAAUACAACUUUACUGAAGGUAAUGUGUCUUCUGUCAUUGCCAACCACGUGUGAGUGA